AUGGACAGCCCUCGGUGCGGGGGAAUGUUCGCCAAGGCACCUCCGACCGUCCGGGGCCCACCUGUUGACUACAUACAGGAAAGAGCUGUUGAGCUGGAAUCGAGCAGCAGGGAGCAGUUAGAGUUUUCUGGGUGUCUGAGGGGUUCUCAGAAGCUGCUCAGCCAGUUCUGCAGGGAAGCUGUGGACGCCCCACCCCUUCAAGCCCGGGUCGGAUGGGGCUCUAAGCCGCCUGCUCUAAUGGAAGGCGUCCGUGUCCGUGGCAGGGGGUUGGAACUAGACAGAUCGUCUUUAAGAUUCCCUUCCAACUCAAUCCCGCCCGUGCAGCAGCCGCUGCAGAGCGGGGGCCCCAAGCCGGCGGCCUCGGGCAAGCAGGGCAACGUGCUGCCGUUAUGGGGCAACGAAAAGACCAUGAACCUGAACCCCAUGAUCCUCACCAACAUCCUCUCGUCGCCCUACUUCAAGGUGCAGCUCUACGAGCUCAAGACCUACCACGAAGUGGUGGACGAGAUCUAUUUCAAGGUUACGCAUGUUGAACCAUGGGAAAAAGGCAGCAGAAAAACAGCAGGCCAGACAGGGAUGUGUGGAGGGGUGCGUGGUGUUGGAACUGGAGGAAUUGUCUCUACUGCUUUUUGUCUGCUCUACAAAUUAUUUACACUGAAGCUCACUCGUAAGCAAGUGAUGGGCCUUAUCACUCAUACAGACUCCCCAUAUAUUAGGGCUCUUGGAUUUAUGUAUAUUAGGUACACACAGCCACCUACAGAUCUAUGGGACUGGUUUGAAUCCUUUCUUGAUGAUGAGGAGGAUCUGGAUGUGAAGGCAGGUGGGGGUUGCGUUAUGACCAUAGGGGAGAUGCUUCGUUCCUUCCUCACUAAGCUUGAAUGGUUUUCCACGUUGUUUCCAAGAAUUCCUGUGCCAGUCCAGAAAGCUAUUGACCAGCAAAUUAAAAGCAGACCUAGAAAAAUCAAGAAAGAUGGCAAGGAGGGGAUGGAAGAAAUAGACCGGCAUGCAGAGCGUAGACGUUCAAGGUCUCCAAGACCAAGAUCCAUCAGUCCCAGAAGGUCUCCCAGAAGAUCCAGAAGCAGAAGUCACCAUCGGGAAGGCCAUGGAUCAUCUAGUUUUGAUAGAGAACUAGAAAGAGAAAGAGAACGGCAGAGAUUAGAACGCGAAGCAAAGGAGAGAGAAAAAGAAAGGCGGAGAUCUCGAAGCACCGAUCGCUCACUAGAGCGGAGACGAAGCAGAAGCAGGGACAGAUACAGAAGCCGGAGUCGAAGUCGUGACAGGAAAGGAGAUAGAAGAGACAGGGACAGGGAGAGAGAGAAAGAAAAUGAACGGAGUCGGAAAAAAGAGAGAGAUCAUGAUAAGGAAAGAGGUAGUGAGAGGGAAAAAGAUCGAUCUAGAGAAAGGUCAAAAGAAAGGAAAAGUAAGGGUGACACAGAGGAGAGAAGACAUAAGGAUGACAAAGAUGAGAAAAAACAUCGCGAUGACAAGAGGGAUUCCAAAAAAGAGAGAAAGCAUAGUAGAAGUCGAAGCCGGGAAAGAAAGCACAGGAGUAGGAGCCGAAGCAGGAACACAGGUAAGCGCAGCAGAAGCAGGAGCAAAGAAAAAUCAAGUAAACAUAAAAAUGAAAAUAAGGAGAAGUCAAAUAAACGAAGUAGAAGUAGAAGCAGAGGAAGAACAGAUAGUGUUGAGAAGUCCAGGAAACGUGAUCAGAGUCCCAGCAAAGAAAAAUCUAGGAAGCGUAGCAGAAGCAAAGAACGUUCCCACAAACAUGAUCACAGUGAUAGCAAGGACCAUUCUGACAAACAUGAUCGUCGAAGGAGCCAAAGUACAGAACAAGAGAGCCAAGAAAAGCAACAGAAAAACAAAGAUGAGACUGUGUGAAUUCUUUUGGAAGUGGAUCACAUUGAAUCCUAUAAAUGUUUGAUUAAAUCCUGCUUAUUUUUUCUUAAAGUUGAGAUUGUGCAGUAGUUGAUGAGCACUCUUCUCCAACCUCCCUCUAGGCUGCAGAUUGUCAUUUCCUAUUUCGGGUAGGGAAGUGCCUUUGUAAACCCAUUCAAUGCAUUGACGGUUUCAAACCAUUUGUUCAGUUUAAUUUGUAAUGCGGAGAUUGUCCUUGCAUUUUUAUUGUUCAGAUGUUUCUGAAAUGUACAGUCUGUACAUAUGUCCUGAAAAUGUUUUAAUUCCUUUGGCAUGGUUGCCAUGUUGGUUAAAUUUGUAUGAGGCAAUAAACUGCCACUAAUUAUACUUUCUGUUUGUAGACGUGGAAUUAUGGUUUGUAUCCUGAAGUUAGCAUGGCUGUGCUUUCCAUAAUAGUAUGGCUUUUAGGGAUGGAUCUGGAAUGUGUAUUAUAGCUGAGAUAUUUAUGUGCGUACAAUGUACAUUGAGGGCUGCAAAUUUAGAACUAACAUUUAUGUCCACUGUACCUGCUGUUUUGUCCAAAGCUUUUAACAUGUAUUAUGUUGAUCACCAGUGGUGUUAAAUUGAGUGGACUUUCAGAGAUAGUGGUUUUGAUGCAAGGAUUUAGAUUAUGUUGGGGCUUGUUUAGUAAUUCUGUAGAAAGGCUACCUCAAGCGGACACUGUAAAGGUUGACGGAUGAGUACCGUAGCCGUCUAUGCGUUUUAUUCGUUUGAAGAAAAUCCAUGUAAGCUUCCUUUUUUUUUUUUUUUCUUUUAACACAGUUUAUGCAUUUGUGGUCUUUUAAUGUUUUUAAGCAGCUGCACUCUGUCAUUUAUGAUAAUCCUGGGCUAAUAAAGGCAUUUAAGAUGGGAAGAGGGAGGUAGGAAGAAGAAAAAUAUUACAAAGGAUUUCAGUUUCAAGCUUCCAAAGCAUUUUUAUAAGUGUAAACAUUUAAAAUAAGAAUUAACUGAUAGUGUCCUUUUUUAAUUCAUAUUUUCUACAAAUAGUAAAGAUCACAGUUUGUGUUGAACAUUUCAUCUGGCAGAUUUUUUUUUUUAAAACAGGUUGUUAGAAGCAAAAACCAAAAUGCAUUAUAGGAAAAAGAUCAUAUCAUUAAAGUCCAAGUCUAUUUCAUAGAUUAUUCUGAUGACUUGUAUACUUAGUGAGGAGAACCAUCUGGAAUAAACUCUCAAUUAAUUCCUUUGUAUUGAGUGUCAGCUUUUCCCUGCACGUUCAUUGCCAGUUAAAGAGUACUUCAGUUCCUCCACAUUUUAUUUUCAGAUCAAGUGACACUGUAUGAAUAAGGGGUUUUAUGUAAUAAGUAACUUACAACAAAGAUGUAGCAAAUAAAAGAAAUGCUGCAGCCCCAAGAUAGGAAGAAUAUGAAGUGGGAAUCAAUCAUGAAGUAACCUGAGGGUAGAAAUCAAAUAGUUGUGCCUUUUGCUUCUGUGUGAUGCAGGUCAUCUAGGUAUAUUUAAUUUUAAACAUCCAGGGAAAACAGUGUUUUGACUUCCCACAGUAUACUUAAUUCCAUACUAUUCCAAGAAGCGAACUUUUUCUUCCUCCCAG
This is a messenger RNA of Ficedula albicollis (Collared flycatcher), 3466 nucleotides long. RefSeq names its product pre-mRNA processing factor 38B (gene PRPF38B). The coding region runs from base 1 to 1881 and encodes 626 amino acids. The record is from RefSeq and is a predicted model, not a curated record. Lineage: Eukaryota; Metazoa; Chordata; Aves; Passeriformes; Muscicapidae. The transcript has 9 exons. Gene Ontology annotation, cellular component: precatalytic spliceosome.